This is a messenger RNA of Cryptosporidium ubiquitum, 264 nucleotides long. RefSeq lists its product as uncharacterized. Bases 1 to 264 code for a protein of 87 amino acids. The record is from RefSeq and is a predicted model, not a curated record. Lineage: Eukaryota; Apicomplexa; Conoidasida; Eucoccidiorida; Cryptosporidiidae. The transcript has 2 exons.
AUGGGCUCUUUUUCAGAUUCGUACAGUUCUUCAGAUACAUGUAACAAAGAAACAAGUAAUAAGCAGAAUACACUUUCAAAUGUAAACAAUGAUAAUUUUAAUGUUGAAAAUGACAGUGUCAAUGCAAACCAAAAAAAUUUGGAAAGUAGUGAAGUAAACAAUACUACCAAUAACUUUGUAAUUAAAGCUUCUUCUGAGAACUUUAAAACUAAUGUUAGAGUGCAUAAUCCUCCUGGUGGAAAAUCUACAUUCUCGUUAUAUUAA